Letharia lupina is the source of this 537-nucleotide messenger RNA. RefSeq lists its product as uncharacterized. Bases 1 to 537 code for a protein of 178 amino acids. Gene Ontology annotation, molecular function: protein binding; zinc ion binding. The record is from RefSeq and is a predicted model, not a curated record. The transcript is spliced from 2 exons. NCBI's taxonomy places the organism in Eukaryota, Fungi, Ascomycota, Lecanoromycetes, Lecanorales, Parmeliaceae.
AUGCGCACCUCACGCUCAUCAUCCAACGCCUCUUCAACAUCAACGCCUUCAUCUGCAUCCUCAGACAACUUCCAGAUCUUUGUCAAGCUGCUAUCUGGAGACACCAUUCCUCUGACCGUCCCUUCAGACACCACGAUAUCAACCCUUCGCCAGCUACUCUCGUUGCGAACAUCCGCCCCAACAACAGACAUCCGCCUCGUCCACGCCGGCAAGCAUCUAACCUCCGCCGAUGCCUCAUCCGGCACAUCCACAACUCCAAUCUCUGAUCUCCUACCCCCAUCCUCGACUCUCCACAUGGCCCUGCCCAUCCGCGGUGGCAUGCCAACGAAGAAGAUAAAAUGCACGUUCAAAGAUUGCAAAGACGGAGCGCAGAGGAUAGUGGGUGAUUGCUCGUUCUGCCAAGGGCAUUUCUGCGGCAAGCAUAGGAUGUUGGAGGAUCACAAGUGCAGUGGGCUGGAAGACUGCAAGAAGGAGAGUCAUGAGCGGAACGCUGAUACUUUAAAUACCCAAAGGACGGUGGCUGUGAAGGGGAUCUAA